UUUAGAUAAGAAAAGAAAAAGAAAGGAAAAAGAGGUUUCCUUUGUUUCGGUUUUCAAUCCCUUGUCUCUUCUUUCAUCUCUUGACUCCUGACUCUUGUUGCUCAGUUCAAGGAAUGUCAGAGUCUAUUCUAGAGGCAAUCGUUAAACAUGUUGUGGGCGGCUUUUCUUCGCAGAUUAGGAUGCUCCGGGAUUUCGAUGAUGCGAUUGAAAAGCUUAGGAACACGAUCUACACAACCCAAGCUCAACUUCUUGAUGCUGAGGAUAAGCACGCCACCACCGGUGAUAUAGCACUCAACCACUGGGUCGAAAAGCUGAAAGAUGCCUUUAACGACGCUGAGGACUUGCUGGACCUUGUCUCCUCUACAGACUUGAUGACCAAAAUGGACAAAGAGGUACGUAUCUUCUUCUCAUGCUCGAAACAGCUCACUUUUCGGCUUAAGAUGGCUCAAAAAGUAAACGCAAUUCUGGAGAGGUUGAAUGAUAUUGAAAUUGAAAGGUUAAUCUUCAAUAUCGAUCUACGUAAGCCUCCAGUGAUGAGAUCAGGGGAUAAAGAAGAACUGGUUUUUGGGAGAGAGGAUGAUAAGAAAGCCAUUACAAAGGUUUUGUUGGAUUCUGAAGACAACCUUUCAGUCAUUCCUAUAGUUGGAAUUCGAGGAGUUGGGAAGACCCUUUUGGCUCAAUUGAUAUUUAAAGACAAGAAUGUGGAAAACCAUUUCAACCUACGACUUUGGGUGUGUUUGUCGGUUUCUGAUGUCUUUGAUGUUAAAUUAAUUCUUAAGAAAAUGGUGGAAUAUUUAAGGCAGAUCAGUCUUGAAAAUCCUCCUAUGGAUAAAUUGCAAAGUUUCGUCCGAGAAAAUAUUGCUGGAAAGAGAUAUUUGCUUGUUUUGGAUGGUGUCUGCAAUGAAGAUCAAGUAGAAUGGUUGAGUUUGAAAAAAGAGUUGAUGGGUGGUGACAGAGGAAGUAAGAUUCUGAUAACUACACGGUCAUUCUUAGCUGGAGAAAUAGCAGGCACUACUCCACCCUAUGUUUUAAAAGGCUUGUCGGAAGAGCAAUCAUGGUCUUUAUUGUGUCAUGUUGCCUUUGAAGAAGGCCGAGAGCCAUUGAGACCAGAAGUAUUAGAAUAUGGUAAGGAGAUUGUAAAGAUUUGCAGAGGCCUUCCUUCCAUGAUAAAGCUAAUGGGAAAUGGGUUGUCUGCUAAACGACCAGAUGCUUCAUCAGGGAUCAAGACUAUUGAACCUUUUACGGAAAGUAGUACACACUGUAAUUUUUUACCAGUCCUAAAGCGGAAGGAGUGCUUUGCUUAUUGUUCAUUGUUUCCUGAAGAUUGUAUAAUUGAUAAGAUGACACUUAUAAAACUUUGGAUGGCCCAAGGAUUCAUCCAUUCCUCAAAUGGAAACCAACACAUGGAGGAUGUUGGUGAUGAGUAUUUUAUGAGUCUACUUCGGAAUUCAUUAUUUCUGGAGUUCAAGAAAGAUGAAUGGGGCAAUGUAUUGAGUUGUAGAAUGGAUGAUUUAAUUCGUGAUGCGGCAGUGUUUGUAGCUGGUACUGGAAGCACCAUCAUAGACAUGAAGGCGGAAAUUAUUAAUAAAAGAUCUCGUCAUUUUUUGUUUUGUUCUAGUUUACAUUCAUCACGGGAACUUCUGGACCAAUUGCUUAAAGCCAAGAAGUUGCGGACGUUUCUUUUGCCAACUCAAUAUAAGGGAAGGUUGGAUAAAGCAAUUAUUGAUAAACUUAUUUCAAGAUUUAAGUAUUUGCGUGUGUUAGAUUUGCAUGAUUCGGGGAUUGAAAUGGUUCCACCUUCAAUUGGUAACUUGCUAUUGUUAAGGUAUCUUGAUCUUUCUGGGAACGAAGACAUCAACCUGUUGCCCAUUUCAAUUACAAGGCUACUAAAUCUGCAAACUCUUAAGCUCUCCUCUUGUGUUAACCUUAAAGAAUUGCCUAGAGAUAUUUGGAAGUUGGUCAAUCUUAGACACCUUGAGAUUGGUGGAUGUAAAAGUUUGGCUCAUAUGCCAGACGGACUUGGGCAGUUAACUAGACUUCAAACAUUACCUUUAUUUGUGAUUGGCAAGGGCACUGCCAGCUUGGGGAAGACUGGCGGGCUAAGUGAAUUGAUGGGGUUAAACAACUUGAGAGGAGAGCUAACAAUUUUGAAUUUGGGACAUAUCAAAAUUGAUACUUCAGAAUCUAAUGCUGCCAACUUGGAAAGCAAAGGAUUCCUUCAGGCUGUCAGAUUACAGUGGGAACCAAUAGUAGGUGAUGUUGAUCCGGCCAAUGAUGAAGCACUUCUUGAAACCCUCAGGCCACACCCAAAUGUGGCUCUAUUAGGCAUUGAAGGGUAUAUGGGCUUAAAUUUUCCCAGUUGGAUGAAGGAUGAUAUAUUUUGGUGCCUCCCAAAUCUUGUUGCAAUUAAUAUAAGCAGGUGUUCCAAAUGCCAGCAUCUACCAUCAUUGAGUCAUCUCCAUUGUCUCAAGACUCUAUAUGUUGGAGAAUUAACUUCUCUUGAGGUCAUAGAAGAGAGGGAUCAUGAACCCUCAAGGGGCAAUCUGGUUGGAGGCAGUGGAAGACAACCAGCACCAUCUUCAGCAGCACAUUUCUCAAGCCUAAAGGAAUUAACGCUCUAUAAAUUGCCUAAUCUGACAGGAUGGAGGAUGAGGAGGGAAGGAGUCGCAGCAAAGAAUCAACAAUUUCCGUUAUUCCUGUCAUUUCCUUGUCUCUCUAAAUUGUCUAUAGAGCAUUGCCCAAACCUGACAUCUAUGCCUCUUUUUCUAAAUCUUGAAGAAGAUUUGAAGCUGACUGAUGUCAGAAGGGAGCUUUUACAACAGCAGUCAAUGAUGGUGAAACAAACAAUAGCAACUUCCUUAACCUCUUCUACUUCGAUUUCUUCUUCUUCAUUCCCCUCCUUUUCAACUUACUCCCCAUUUUCCAAAUUGAAGUCUCUGCAUAUUGCAAGCAUCAAGGAUCUAGACGGCAUACAAUGGCAAAGCCUCAGGAACCUCCGUUCACUGGUUCUUAUCACUAUUUCAAAUCUGGUGUAUUUACCUGACGAGAUUCAAUAUGCGACCACACUGCAACAUCUUAAGAUUGUAAACUGUUCUAACUUGAUGACCUUACCAGAGUGGAUGGGCAACCUCAUGUCACUUCAGAAGCUUGAAAUAAGCCAAUGCCCCAAUUUAACAUCACUGCCUGAUGAGAUCUAUCACUUACAGAAACUCAUAAUCUCAGACUGUCCCAAAUUAUUGGAAAGAUCCCAUACCGAAACAGGUGUGGAUUGGCCUAAAAUAGCUCACAUCUCAAGUUUGCACAUCACCUGAAUUGUGAGAUAUAAGUAAAGCUUUUCUUGCAUAACUAAGAAUGUGCAGCUUCUCUGAUAAAAAAAAAUAAAAAAAUUUCUGCUUCUUCUGGCAUGUACAACACAUUUCAGUUUUAUUUGUUCAGAUUCAAAUGAUUUAUGUAAUUAUUUUUUCCUCAUUUUGUCCAAUGAACUCGCCCACAGUGAAAAGAUUUUGAAGAAUUUCUCAGUAAUUUAAGCCAAUUUCAGCAUGGGACAUGGAAAGGUUAAAAGCUGGUUCUUGUUCAAACCUACUGGCACUCCAAUGCAGCAACAGCUUAGUGAGGAGAGCAACUAAUACACCACUAAGAAGGAAUGAGCGUAUCCAAGUUGAGGGAAUGAAAAAAGGUAGAAGAAGACCAAAAAUCAUAUUAGUAGAAGUAAUAAAAAAGAACAUGUCAAUUAAAGGAGUAUAGAUAAUAUGACUUUAGAUAGAGUAGAAUGGAGACAAAAGAAUACAUAUGGCGGACCCUAACUAGGAUGUUGAGGAUCCAUAGCCGACCCCAGAAUUUUAGGACUAAGGCUUUGUUUGUUAUUGUUGUAUUUAUGAUGGAUGAUCAAAUCUUACAAGUAGACUAAACCAUCUUUACUGCUGGUAAAGGGUGAUUUCUACAUUUCUUUCCCUGGCAGCUUCUUGUGGAUUGACAGGCACCAAUGUCGUGCUACUUAUAAACAAUUCAGGGUGGCUUAAUUUAAUGUUUCAUUAGGGGCAGGAAAAACUUCAAAUAUUUCAAAUAUAAGUUUUAUUUUUUUAAUUUAUCAUUUAGGACAACAAAAUCUCCUAUGAAAAUGUACCUGGCACUAUUAUUUUUUAUCAGUUUACAUACAGAUUCCUGUCCUGUUAGCCAAAACAACAUGAAAUAUAAGAUGUAAAACCUUGAUGCAUUUUCUUCUACUUGUUAGAAGUACCUAGCAGUCCACUGCUUCCACAUGUUCAUACAUCUACUAUUGAUCUCCUCUGUAAAUUGAUUGAAGACACACCUUAUUCUCUUUUAUAUUUUUCUCAUGAGAGGUUUUUCAAGUUUAAAGCAGAAAACAAAGGUUACAUAGGUGGUGCUUUCUUUUCUUAGACCUAAUGGGGACUAAAAUAACUGAGUAAUUAUUACUUAUUCUUUUUGUCAGUUCUUCCCUCAUAGAAUUUUCAUUCUGAAUAUGAUACGUUCACAUUGGUUGAUGUAUGAUUAUUAUUACUGUUCUUAUGA
Messenger RNA from Quercus robur (English oak), 4530 nucleotides. RefSeq names its product disease resistance protein RGA2-like. The record is from RefSeq and is a predicted model, not a curated record. The coding region runs from base 114 to 3311 and encodes 1065 amino acids. The transcript has 2 exons. Gene Ontology annotation, molecular function: ADP binding. NCBI's taxonomy places the organism in Eukaryota, Viridiplantae, Streptophyta, Magnoliopsida, Fagales, Fagaceae. Gene Ontology annotation, biological process: defense response to other organism.